This is a messenger RNA of Acanthoscelides obtectus, 282 nucleotides long. NCBI's taxonomy places the organism in Eukaryota, Metazoa, Arthropoda, Insecta, Coleoptera, Chrysomelidae. The record is from the annotation of a GenBank genome assembly.
AUGAAACCUUAUUCAGGCCUACAUGAAAAAGGAAGCAAAGAAAGAACCAUCGUCUAUCAGGAGCACGUCGCAUCGUGGAAAACUCCCGGGACUUUUGACUCUAAAGAAGACGGAAAUAUUACAUCUGGUGCAUGGCGUCAAAAUCAAGAUAAUAUGUCAAGUUUACUCCCUCUUCGUAAUAUCCUAAGAAAGCCCAGAACGGAAGCAAAAACUAUUAGAGAUGAGCUGGCAGAAUAUUUUAUGAGCAACGGAAGAGUAACUUGGCAAGAUUUAUACUGCUAA